AUGAGGCCCGCGGACCUCGAGCAUCCCAGCGCGCCCGGCCGGCGGCCUCCGCUGCGUCUGCUGCUCCUGUUUCUGCUGCUGCCGCCCGUAACCCGCGCCCAGACCACGCCGGGCGCUCUCAGAUCCCCCAUCACGCUGGGCACUCCCAGUGUCCCGACCACCCCGGGCACCGCCACCACACCGGACACCCCCAAUACCCUCCCCUCGCCCGUGCCCCCCAGCGACCGAGCCCUGAGGGGGCGCGUGCGGGCCCUGAUGCGGGAAUUCCCGCUCGUGGACGGCCACAACGCCUUGCCCCGGCUCCUGAGACAGCUUUACCAGAACCGGCUACGGGAUGUUAACCUGCGCAAUUUCAGCCAUGGCCAGACCAGCCUGGACAGGCUUAGAGAUGGCCUCGUGGGUGCCCAGUUCUGGUCAGCCAACGUCCAGUGCCAGGCCCAGGAACAGGAUGCUGUGCGCCUCGCCCUGGAACAGAUUGACCUUAUUCGCCGCAUGUGUACCUCCUACUCUGAACUGGAGCUUGUGACCUCAGCUGAAGGUCUGAACAGCUCUCAGAAGCUGGCCUGCCUCAUUGGUGUGGAGGGUGGUCACUCACUGGACAGCAGCCUCUCCGUGCUGCGCAGUUUCUAUUUGCUGGGAGUGCGCUACCUGACAAUCACUUCCACCUGCAGCACGCCCUGGGCAGAGAGUUCUAACAAGCUCAUAUACCACUUGUACACCAACAUCAGCGGGUUGACAAGCUUUGGUGAGAAAGUGGUGGAAGAAAUGAACCGCCUGGGCAUAAUGAUAGACUUGUCCUAUGCAUCGGAUGCCUUGGUGAGGCGGGUACUGGAAGUGUCGCAGGCUCCUGUGAUCUUCUCCCACUCAGCUGCCAGGGCUGUGUGUGACAAUUUUAUGAAUGUUCCUGAUGACAUCCUGAAGCUUCUGAAGAAAAAGGGUGGCAUCGUGAUGGUGACACUGUCCAUGGGGGUGCUGCAGUGUGAACCGUUUGCUAACGUGUCCACCGUGGCAGAUCACUUUGACCACAUCAGGGAAGUCAUUGGACCUGAGUUCAUCGGUAUUGGUGCAAAUUAUGACGGGUUUGACUGGUUCCCUCGGGGGCUGGAGGACGUGUCUACAUACCCAGUACUGAUAGAGGAGUUGCUGAGUCGUGGCUGGAGUGAGAAAGAGCUUCAAGGUGUCCUUCGAGGAAAUCUGCUGCGGGUCUUCAGACAAGUGGAACAGGUGAGAGAGGCAAACAGCUGGCAGAGCCCUGUGGAGGCUGAAUUUCCAGACAGGCAUCAGAACAGGUCCUGCCACUCCUACCUCCUGUCUCAGAAUGGACCCCUGGUUACAGGCCAGGAGACAGCCAAGUGGCCAAUCAGUCAUGACCUCCAGAGGCCCUCAAAAGCCUCUCCAUACCUUGUUCCAGGCCUCAUGGUUGCUGCCACCCUCCCAAAUCUCAUCCAGUGGUGCUGGUGACCUGGCCAGGCCUCCCCGAGUUCACUGUGGCAAAGUCCCACAAAACCACCCUCCUAGCCCAUGCACAAGCAUAUGCUGAGAAUAAACAUUUUA
Molecule: messenger RNA, 1554 nt
Organism: Carlito syrichta (Philippine tarsier)
Lineage: Eukaryota; Metazoa; Chordata; Mammalia; Primates; Tarsiidae
Gene: DPEP3
Product: dipeptidase 3
Exons: 10
Coding region: 1-1461 (486 amino acids)
Biological process (GO): proteolysis
Molecular function (GO): metallodipeptidase activity
Source: RefSeq, a predicted model, not a curated record